UGGUCCAGGACUCAGGGACAGGAGUCAGGCAGGAACCGGUACAUUGUGACUCCACUGCUUCUUUUCUGUACCAUUCUGACCCAAAGAGAUACAGUCUCCGUGGUAGACAUAAGGUCCCGUACAGAAGCUUUUGUAUUUGCAUACCUUGCUGUCUGAGCUCUGCUUGUCCCUGUUUCAUAGUGCACCAGCCUGUGGGAAAAUCGCAAGACUAUGGCGGGGUUCUACUCAAAAGCUCGUGGGGACCUAUUCUCAGUUCAGUGGUUUGCUGCUGGCAUUCGCCUCUGUAUUUGCUGUAUUCUGGCUGAAAGACAAGAAUCUUAUCAUGUACAGCUCGACUGGGAUUAUUGUCAACUGUUUUGUUUAGUUAUGUCUUAUCCCUUAAUUUCUUCUAAGAACUAGUUUUGGGUCAGAGCCUGGAGUUUGAUCUGUGUUCUGGUCACAUCCUGCUGCCUGAGAGUACUUGAUGACCCCAUGACCCUGGACAUGGAUGCUGUCCUGUCGGAUUUUGUUCGUUCCACAGGUGCAGAGCCAGGGCUGGCUCGAGAUCUUCUAGAAGGAAAGAACUGGGAUGUGAGUGCUGCCCUCAGUGACUUUGAACAAUUGCGCCAAGUCCAUGCUGGGAACCUGUCCCCACCCUUUAGUGGAGGGAGUACUUGCCCUAAGACCCCUGAAAAGGGGGGUUCGGAUAGAGAGCCCACUCGCCCUUCUCGACCCAUCCUACAGAGACAGGAUGACAUCAUUCAAGAAAAACGCCUGUCUAGGGGCAUCUCCCACGCCAGCUCCAGCAUUGUUUCCCUGGCCCGCUCCCAUGUCUCCUCCAAUGGUGGGGGUGGGGGGAGCAGUGAGCACCCCCUGGAAAUGCCCAUCUGUGCCUUCCAGCUUCCAGACCUCACUGUGUACAAAGAAGACUUCCGCAGCUUCAUAGAGAGAGACCUCAUUGAGCAGUCCAUGCUGGUUGCCUUGGAACAGGCAGGGCGUUUGAAUUGGUGGGUCAGUGUGGACUCCACCUGCCAGAGGCUGCUCCCUUUAGCAACUACUGGGGACGGGAACUGCCUCCUGCAUGCAGCCUCUCUUGGGAUGUGGGGUUUCCAUGAUAGAGACUUGGUGCUGAGAAAAGCCUUGUAUGCACUGAUGGAGAAGGGCGUUGAGAAGGAAGCACUGAAAAGGCGCUGGAGGUGGCAGCAAACACAACAGAAUAAAGAGUCAGGACUGGUGUAUACGGAAGAUGAGUGGCAGAAAGAAUGGAAUGAACUGAUCAAACUUGCCUCAAGUGAACCCAGAAUGCAUCUAGGUACCAACGGAGCCAGUGGUGGAGGAGUGGAGAGUUCAGAAGAGCCGGUAUAUGAGAGCCUAGAGGAAUUCCAUGUCUUCGUCCUUGCUCAUGUUCUCAAGAGGCCCAUAGUGGUCGUGGCAGACACCAUGCUGAGGGACUCUGGAGGGGAAGCAUUUGCCCCUAUCCCGUUUGGAGGGAUCUAUCUGCCAUUGGAGGUCCCAGCCAGCCAGUGUCACCGAUCCCCUCUGGUGCUCGCCUAUGACCAGGCCCACUUCUCUGCACUUGUGUCGAUGGAGCAGAAGGACAGCGCCAAGGAACAAGCUGUGAUCCCACUCACAGAUUCAGAGCAUAAGCUGCUGCCCCUGCACUUUGCUGUGGACCCAGGAAAGGGCUGGGAGUGGGGCAAAGAUGACAAUGACAAUGUCCGCUUGGCCAGUGUAAUCCUGUCUCUGGAAGUGAAGUUGCAUCUGCUGCAUAGCUAUAUGAAUGUGAAGUGGAUCCCUCUGUCUUCCGAGUCUCAAGCCCCUCUGGCCCAGCCCGAGUCCCCCACAGCCUCAGCUGGAGAUGAACCCAGGUCCACUCCUGAGUCAGGGGAGUCGGACAAGGAGUCGGUUGGCAGCAGUUCUAUCAGCAACGAGGGCAGCAGGCGGAAGGAGAAGUCAAAGCGCGACAGGGAGAAGGACAAGAAGAGAGCAGAUUCCGUGGCUAACAAACUGGGCAGCUUUGGCAAAACCUUGGGCAGCAAGCUUAAGAAGAACAUGGGGGGCCUGAUGCAUAGCAAGGGCCCCAAGCCUGGAGGGCUGGGGAGUGGGUCUGGAAUAAGCAGUGGUACGGAGACAUUAGAGAAGAAGAAGAAGAACAACGCAUUGAAGAGCUGGAAGGGUGGCAAGGAGGAGGCAGCUGGCGAUGGGCCUGUGUCUGAGAAGCCCACAUCUGAGCCUGUCGGCAACGGAGGGAGCAAGUAUAGCCAGGAGGUGAUGCAAAGCCUGAGCAUUCUGAGGAUCGCCAUGCAAGGGGAGGGCAAAUACAUUUUUGUCGGAACCCUGAAGAUGGGCCACCGGCACCAGUAUCAGGAGGAGAUGAUCCAGCGCUACCUUGCAGAUGCUGAGGAGAGAUUCCUGGCAGAGCAGAAGCAGAAGGAGGCUGAGAGGAAGAUCAUGAAUGGAGGGUUAGUUAGUGGGCCUCCUCCAGCCAAAAAGCCAGAGCCGGACGGCGGGGAGGACCAGCCCAGUGACUCCCCAGCAGAGUCCAAGGCAACGGGCUUCUCUCCUGGUUACCCUGGGGGCUUUACUAUUCCUCGACCUUCUGGGGGUGGAGUCCACUGCCAGGAACCUCGGAGGCAGUUGGCAGGGGGUCCAUGUGUAGGGGGCCUUCCAUCGUAUGCCACCUUUCCCAGACAGUACCCUCCUGGGCGACCCUACUCCCACCAGGACAGCAUCCCAUCUCUGGAGCCAGGCAAAGAUGGAGUUCACAGGGGUGCCUUGUUACCACCCCAGUUCCGUGUGGCUGACUCCUAUAGCAAUGGCUACAGAGAGCCACCAGAGCCAGAUGGAUGGGCUGGAGCUCCCCGGGGACUUCCCCCAACCCAGACCAAAUGCAAACAACCGAACUGCAGCUUCUAUGGACACCCUGAGACAAACAACUUCUGCUCUUGCUGUUACAGGGAAGAACUGAGGCGGAGGGAACGGGAACCUGGUGGGGAACUGCUGGCACACAGGUUCUGAAUGGCUAGAACCUUAGUGGGGAAAGGGACUAAACAAAGAAAGUUAAGCUCAACUCUGGCUCAUCAGGACCCAGCCCCUGUGUUGAUGGGGCAAGUGCAGAAAUGUGUGUGGGAGCUGGAGUGCUGGCAGGCUGGCGAGAGAGCAGGACAGGGCUAGCUACUCCGAGGGCAGUAGUGCUCCUCUGCACAGUUGACUUGAGACUGCAAGGCAGAAGAGGGAGGGAGGUUCUAGCUCAACCUCUUGGGUCCCAAUCCCAGGACCCAAGGGGAAGUAGGGAAAUACUAGGUGUGUGUGGGUGGGAGGUGGGUGGACACCUUCAGGGAGUACCCUGGGAAGAAAGUUCUCAAUCGGUUAAGGAAAAAAUAGACCAAAGUUCAUUGACUUUAGAAGAAAAGCACAUGGUAGUGUACUUGGGAGUAUAGAGUGAGUCUGGUACUGAACAAGUUUGAUUUUGGUUUGAAUUAGGUAGAUUUUAGGGUUGGAUAAAUUUUUCCUGAAGGAUCAAGGCAGUAAUGUGUGUGCUUGGCCUGGUCACACAGAAAGCAUACUUUAAAUCCUAGUGAAUGGAAAUAGGAAAGGGAGGACUUAAAGGAGGGCUCUUUCCUAGAGAGUUUUAGGUUCUAGAUACUCAUCUGCCAUCCACUCUAGUUUUAGGGGAGACUGCCUGUUGCCCCAUCCUUUCCGCAUCCUUUUUAAGGACUGAGCUCAGCUAAGUUAAGAUGUUGUGAUUUUUUUUUUUUGAUAUUUUAUUUUAAAAGCAAGUUCCUUUUGGGAAAGAGAAAAGUGGUAAAAGCAGCCUUGUAUGUGGGAUUUUCUUCAGGUGAACGGGUGCAGAGUGAUCUAUUUUUUAACUCCUUAGCAAUAACUACACGUGGACUUGAGUGCACCUGAGAAGGGACGGAGGAGCCAGGUGUUUGGCCAGACUGUUUGAAACAAUACCAAAACCUCUAUCGAGCACUGUCCUCUGCUGCUGUGUUUCCGUAGAGAGCAACCUAUUUUAUUGACUAAUUUUUUUAAAGAAAAACUCGACUCUGACAAAAUUUAAAAAUUACUUACUCCCCUCCCCUAUCUAAAUGAUUUUUUUCUCCUUCCUGUGUACUUCUGGAGAAUGAACUUAACGUCCUGGCUUCUUUUGUUAAGCCAUCGCUGACCUUAGUCUGUGGUUAGUUUAUUAAAAUAAUAAAAAACACUUUGUAAGAAGAAUUAUUUUUGAUAUUAGGACUGGAGUUGAAGCAUGGUAUGGGGGCUAGGGGCCACUUAUAAAAAGGUAGCUAGAGAAAUAUAUUUUAGUGAACUGUAGCCACAGGCCACAGAUUAGUUCCAGUGAGCUGAUCUGGCUUUGGAUUUCUCCCUUUUCCUGAGCCAGCCCUGUUCUCCAGAGAAGUAGGGGUGGACCCAAUGGCGAGAGCUCCCUUGCAAUUUGCACAAAGCACAAGUCUGGACAGUUUAUGCUCUGACCAGAGCUGUUUCUAAGAGCUUUAAACCUGAAGACUAUCCUGCGCCAUUGCCCUUUCUCCUUAUUUUUUUUCCUGGGGAAAAAAAUCAUCUAUGCAAUUCUAUACACUUGUGGAUGCGUGUGAAGAGGGUGUGAGUGUGCUGCCCGUGUCCAGACAGCUCCGGUUUCUCUGCUGAGGCAUGCCGUCACCCACUAGUGGAAUGUAGUCCCCAAAUUUGAUUUAAGUCACAAAUGGCUCUAUAUGUGCAUGUAUACGUUUGUGUGUGUGUGUGUGUGUGUGUGUGUGUGUGUGAGAGAGAGAGAGAGAGGAGAAGGCUUUGGGACUCCCAGUCAGGAAGAUAAUCAGAGAGAGAGAGAGGGGGGGGGGGGAGGAAGGAGAAGGCUUUGGGACUCCCAGUCAGGAAGAUGAUCACAUAGCUUUCUUCGGUAACAAAGCUAGUCAAGACUUCUUUAUGGAACUAGUAAGUUUAAGAAGUUGUCUCUCGCCCCCUCAAAAAGUUUGAAAGUCGCUUCCAGGUCUGCCAAUCUGUUGAUUUAAUAAUUUCCUGUCAUCAUUUUUAGACUAUUUUUUUGUUUGUUUCUUUGCUGUGUAGCCCUGGCUUGCCAGCCUGGUACUUAUUAUAUAGCCCAGGUUAGCCUCCAACUCAUAGCAACCCUCCCGUUUCAGUCUUCUGAGUGCUGGUAUCUAGGCGUGAGCCACCACACCCAGCUUUCUUCAGGCUGAAACCUAGUAUGAGACAAGCAUUUCUGGCAGGUGCUUACUUUAAAGGUCUACUAGGAAAUUGAGGAUUGGUUUGGUUUUGGCUUAUUUUUUAGGUAGGCUCCUUCCUAUAGCCCAGGCUGGCCUUAAAUGUAUGAUCUUGCUUCAAAUUUUCCAAGUGCUGGGAUCACAUCAUGCCAGACAUUUUUUUAUUUCAGUAUAUAAACAUUAAAAACCCAGAUUGAACAAAACAUCAAAAUCUUAGGAUAUAACAGGAACCGUAUUAAGGUGAAAGAGGGGAGAGCCCUUAAUUGAACAAAUAUGAAGACAAAUCCUGUCUAUUUAAAUUGUGAUGUUUAUAAAGGUGUUUUUACAUUUUUUUCAUUUUUUUUAAAAUACUGCAUCAAGAUAGUAUUUAUCUUGGUUCGUGAGUUUUAAGCACUCCUGUUUUUCUCCCCAUGAAUGGUGGACUAACGCCUUGUGCCUUGUCAUCAUCACCUUAGACUUGUCCCAGUUUCCGAAGCUUGAAUGACACAGGUGAAACCUUCACCAUGAGCCCCCUCUUCUUGACUGCAGACACCUGUGUGCACUGCUCUCCCUGACUGCAGACACCUGUGUGCACUGGUGGCGUCCUCCUCCCACAGCAUACAUGGGGUGCCUGCCUAGGUGGGUGGGGGUGCAGAUAGCCCAGCAGGGCUUUUCCUGGAGAAUAAACCAGGGAAUUCCAUCUCCACUGGACUGCUGUGUUUGGACUUGAUCUGUUAUUAGAUUGUACUAGAUUAUACUUAACACUCCUGUUUCUAAAAACUGAGGACAAAUGAAGAGACUCAGAAACCUUGUAUCAUGCUUGUUUUUAUUUCUAUGGUACCCAGUUUCAAUUCUGCUUGCCUUUCCAAAGAAAAAAUAAGAAAGUUCCAGGGAAAGGGAGGGUUCUAAGGUCGUGUGGGAAGUGGGUACUUAAAACUUUUUGUUAAAUUAGUUUUCAUUUGGAAGGUGACUAUUAAGGCACCAAAAAAAAAAAAAUCCAUUUUAAAGAUGAGGGACUCUGAGACAGAUUAUUUUUUAGUAAGGGCUGGUGAGAUUUUCAUUGUUUUAUGGGGAUGAAGGAAUGGGUUGAGUAGGGUGGAGCUAAGCAAUGUCUGGGAAACAAAACAGUAAGCAAGCCCAUGCCAGUACUGUGGUGGGGAGAAGGGAGGGUUUUGUGGGGAGCAUUCAAGUGAGUAAAACCUCCCUUAUUUAGGAGGGUCCUGUGUAUGAUGACGGGAUGGGGGUGGGAAGGUGAUAGACUCGUGGUGUAUCCUUAGAUGACAUAUGGCCUCAUCUCUCAGGCUUACAUUUAAGUGCAAUUACUCUUUACUCCAGGGCAUCUGGGGUCCCACUAAAGUUUUAAUGGAGAGAGAUCUUCAGGGUUCUUAUUUUUCUCCUUUACGCUUAACAUAAUUACACUCUCUCCACCCUACACUCUGUACCAUGCCAUCCCCAACUUACAGCAACUACACCAGAGGACUGACCUCCAAAUCCCUUAACUAAGGCUGGCUUAAUUGAGAAUUGAAAGAGAUUUUCCUCAUACUGUGUUUUGUAAAUGAUAUAAAUUAUAUCUUUUAUUUAGUUUUUAAGAUGUAAUUUCUAAGAGUGAGGGAUGGUGUUAAGCUCCAUGCUGUGCCUUAAAAUAAAAGUACCCUCCCUCACCAUAGGUUUCCAAAGUGCACAGACCAAUAAAGCAGAAAUUACCAUGACUUUAUAUUGUACAGUCGGGAGGUAACCCUGAGCCCAAGUUCUCUGAGAUGUGGCCCUUGCCGUUCUUCCUUUCACUCACAUGUCCAAGGUUCAGGACACUUUAUUUUUCUUUCAAUAAAGGAGCAUUUGGGUGAUGGCUGUCUGAGUUAUCAGACACUUCUGACUGAAGUGUGUUCUCUUUUUCAAAGAGGCAGUACCCAGCCACAUAACCAUAGGCAAGAGGACAGAAUUAGAAGCCAUUUUCUGGUCUGGAAACAUACCCUGGAUUGUUAAUAUUUUCUUCUUUUCAUCUCUGUCAAUGCAGGCUCAAUGAGUCAUACAGGCACUCUUGAGCAUUUUGCAGAUACCCAGUCACAAGUUGUAUAUUGCCUUUUGUGCUUAAGCUGUUUAACAAAACACUAUCAUGUUCACUAUCAGGUAGAAUUCCUAUGCCCCUCCUUCCCAUGGCUUAUGUGGGUUGGGGGUAGCAGAAGUGAUGGAAGCUGUCUAAGGAGUGGGGUGGGAAGGACCUUGGCCUCUUUCUGUGUUUAUAACUGGAUCUGUGAUUCAUCCUGUGAGUCACUCAGCUCCACCUUCCUCCUCUAGCUACCCCUCCCAGCAGCCCUUGCUCUUGGCACAAACCUGUAACCAGAGCGGGGGUCUGAAAAUGGAAACAUUUGAUAUAGCUCCUUGCCUCCCUGUCCCCUUCCCAUGCAGUGGACAUCUGGGUUCGUGCGGCAGCUGGUGAGUCUUCCUGUUACCUAGUUCUCAGCUGCAGCCCCUGGUUAGGUGAUGAUCAAACCACUUACCUCCGUUCUGACCAUUCCCUCUAUAUUCUCCGUUCCCACACCUCAAGACACUAAAGAACAGAAGGAGGCUCUUAGAAGAAAAGUAGUGGAGAGAAGAAAAGUACUAAUUUCCUUACAUACUUUAUUCCAGAAGACACUGAGGUGUGUGGUGGGGUGGUGGUGGUCAGCAGCCUUUAGGACUUCUACAAUCAGGCUUCUAGGCCUGCUUGCUAGCAAGUACAUACCUGUUUGUUCCAGACUCUGCUCAUGCUAGCUUCACUAUUUCCACAGUUGCAGCCAACAAAGGGAACUUUGGAAGCUGAGGCUGGAAGGAUGUGUGCUGUGGGGAAGGGGGUGUUGUUGAAUGUCAUGGCGCCCACCUAAGGACUGCUGCCUCUGUACAGACUCAAAAACAAUAAAACAGCAGCUCAUUAACA
This is a messenger RNA of Rattus norvegicus (Norway rat), 8094 nucleotides long. RefSeq names its product OTU deubiquitinase 7B (gene Otud7b). NCBI's taxonomy places the organism in Eukaryota, Metazoa, Chordata, Mammalia, Rodentia, Muridae. Gene Ontology annotation, biological process: negative regulation of canonical NF-kappaB signal transduction; negative regulation of transcription by RNA polymerase II; protein K48-linked deubiquitination. The record is from RefSeq and is a predicted model, not a curated record. Gene Ontology annotation, molecular function: cysteine-type deubiquitinase activity; DNA binding; zinc ion binding. Gene Ontology annotation, cellular component: cytoplasm; nucleus.